This is a messenger RNA of Anopheles coluzzii, 8155 nucleotides long. RefSeq names its product double-stranded RNA-binding protein Staufen homolog. The transcript has 6 exons. The coding region runs from base 826 to 4167 and encodes 1113 amino acids. The record is from RefSeq and is a predicted model, not a curated record. Lineage: Eukaryota; Metazoa; Arthropoda; Insecta; Diptera; Culicidae.
AGGCAGACCUUGCCAGCAGAAGGUGCACUUUGACACAUCGGUCUAGCGCAAAUGUUUAGAUAAUUUUCAUUCGCUUUUUUCCUCCGGAAAAUCCACCUCAAAGCAAACCCGUUUUCUUUACUGUUUGCCGACGAUUCUCAUCACACUAGCUGAGUGGGAAAACGCUGCGAUGCAAAGUUAGUGCCGCUUUAGUAGAAGGCAACUGCUGUGUUAGUGAGUGCUGUGAAUACACGACGCCUGUAAAAAAAGAAGCACCGUCCCACCACCCCCGGGGGGGCGAACAUCACAUACACACGCAGAACGCUGCCUUUGGAUGCUGUUCAGGAAAAGUCAGUGAAAAGAUAGGCCAAAUGUAUCAUUGCUAGGUGCGGAAAAUGUAAUGUGGCCGUGGUGUGCUUUAGAAAGAAGUGUGAAAUCUCAAGUAGAAAACAAAAAAGUUAGUGCGAACUGGUGCGAGCAAGCUGUGAUUGUCACAAUAUUGUAGCACCAUACGGGAGAGAAAAGCAGCUGCUGCAGCAUCCUUCUCUCUGCUCUGCCAGCAGGACAUUCUUUGCGCUUGCAUCGGAUCGAAGCAAGAGUUGGCACCGUGCUAAAAGACACAAGCGACAGAACACCAGUGUGACAAGCAAAAAAAGCGCGAUCUAGUGUGCCGUCGUAAUCUGUGCGCGCGUAUGUCAUACACAGUCAGUCACGUCCACUGUACCUGUUGUGUACGAUUGAACGCGGCUGAUAGUGUCGAACAUUGGCUUGAAACCAUCGCCAGACAACGCCAGUGCCAGUCACACCAGAAAGUAUUGUAACGCCACGAACAAACUACACGCCAUCAUGCAUGGACAUAUGCCCCCACAGCAGCAUCCAGGGAUACACCCUGCACAUCAACCACCGCCACAUCUAACGCAUUUAACCAGCCUGCCACCCCACAGUAUGCAGCGCGACCAUCCUGCUAAUAGGCUGAACAACGCUCGCCAUCAUCAUCCGCGCGGGGUCGACCAUCAGGCAGCCGGCAUGGCACCGCACCUAUCGAUGCAGGUACCGCCGCCGCCACCGCAUCAGCCGCCGCACCAGUCACAGAACGGCCGCAAGCCGCCGGGCCCGUCCUACUACAACCUGCCGGCCGGUAUGCCCAAGUCGAUGCCACUGAGUACGCCCCAUCUGCACCCAUCGCCGCCCGGGUUGGGUGUGGGACCGCAGCCACCACAGGCACUGCCACCGCCGCCGCACCAGCAGCAUAUGGGGUCGAUUUCGCUUCCCCCGGUGGUGGGCGGUAAUCAUCCGCCCGGACCGGGCGGAAAGCUUUCGUACGGUAUAGGAGGUGGUGGUGGUGGUGGUGGUGGAAGUGCUGGCGGUGCGCAGGUUUCGAUGCACCAUUCGGUGACGAUGCAGCAAGCACCACCACCGAUACCGGUCGUCUCGGCAGCAACACCGGCCGGCACAAAGACGCGCCACAUCCCAUCGAGCACGGACCAUAAAGUUCAUCACCAUAGCCACAAUGUGUUGCAAUCGAAUGGAAACUGUGGUCCCGGCUCGAAGGGGAUUGCAAACCAUCAUCAGACGAACCAGUCGGGAGCGACGAUGGACAAGAUAAAGGGCUCGAGUGGCAAUGUAUCCAGUGCAGGCAAUCGGCACCAUCACAACCAUCAUCAGCAUCAGCAACAGCACCAACAGCAGCAGCAUCAACCACAGCAACAGCAGCAGCAGCAGCAGCAACAACCACAACAGCAACCGUCGAUCGUCUCGAAGCCCAAUGAUGCUCCACUACAGAAGGACGCGUCUGCGGUAAUAGCAGUGACCGGCAGUGCCCCCAGCACGGCACCGUCCGUAGCGCCGGCGGGUGCGAACCAGGCCGAGACGGCCGCUAGCACCGCUGCUACUACCGUGGCGAACGGUGGAGCAUCAUCGAUGGCGUCAGGCGCGGAGCCGACGGCCGGGCAGCAACCACAGUCGCCGACCGACUCGAUAGAAGCCUUGGCAAACAUUAAAGAGAAAACGACCAUGUGUUUAGUGAACGAGCUGGCGCGGUACAACAAAAUCCAGCACCAGUACCGGCUGACGGGCGAGUCCGGGCCGGCCCACAAGAAGCACUUCACCGUGAUGCUGAAGCUCGGCGACGAGGAGUACACGGCCGAGGGCGCCAGCAUCAAGAAGGCCCAGCACAAGGCGGCGGGCGAUGCGAUUGCGGCGACCAAGUACAAGCAUCCGCCGGCCCGGACGAACCGUCGCACGAAAACCGGCACCAAGGGCAACGUGAGCAGCUUCACGCCGACGGUGGAGCUGAACGCGCUGGCCAUGAAGCGGGGCGAACCGACCGUCUACACGGUGAAGGCAGUGCCGGUACCGGCGUCCAAGUACGGUGGGCCGGCGAACGGCGGUGCAGGGGGAGCGACCGUCCCGCCGUCGGCCGUGGCCGGCGGUGGGCGACGUCCGGUGGAAGAGAAGCUUGCACCGGGCGUUGCCCACCCGUACGGUGGGGCGGGACGGUACAGUGACAAUGCCUGGGGCCGUGCGGCCGGACCGGCGGGCGUUGCUGGAGCUGGUGUUGGCGGACGUGGAGGUAUGGGUGGAUUUCAUCCGGGACACCAGCAGCAACAGCAACACCACCACCAUCAUGGUCAUCAUCCGCGCGAUGAUCAUGCGAAUCGUCACCAUGCGCCUCACAGCUAUCAUCACGGCGACGGCUACGGACACCAUCACGGGCCGGCGGUGCCCGUGCCAGCGGUGCAGGAGUUCUACAAAGCCACACUGCGCGUGGGCGAGCGAACGUUCCUCGGGGAGGGUCAUACACCGCAGGCCGCUCGGCACGAUGCAGCCGCCCGUGCGCUAGAAGUGCUGAAACCGCUCACCAUGGAGGGUGCCGAGGGCAAGGCCAAGGCCGGUGAUGCGUCCGCCAACGGUGAUGCCGCCUCAUCGAGCGACGGUACGUCAGUGGACGGGCUCGACCCGAACGCGGAACUCAAGUCACCGAUCUCGCUGGUGCACGAGAUAGCCGUGCAGCGCAGCCUGUCGGUCGUGUUUGAAGUGAUCAGUGAAAAGGGCCCCCCGCACAUGACCGUGUUUGUGACGCAGUGCAAGGUGGGCACGAUCGUGACCGAGGGUGAGGGCACCGGUAAGAAACUGUCCAAAAAGCGGGCCGCCGAAAAGAUGCUGGAAGAGCUCCGGAAACUCCAGAAGGCGGAACAGCAGCUGAACCCCUCUCCCUGGGGCGAAGGUAGCCCCGGUGGACAGGGCGGUGAGAAGCGGAAAUCCAACGCCAAAGCGGCCCCGUCCGCCACGGCGGAUGGCGCAACGGCGAAGAAAAAGGCGCGCAAUCUGAUCAAGGAAAAAUCGGUCGCGGACGUGGCGGAGAAGGAAAAUCCCAUCUCGCGGCUGAUGCAGAUCCAGCAGGCCCGCAAAGAGAAGCAGCCCGUCUACACGCUGCAGGAGAACGAUCGGCCGGCUGUCGGGCGGCGUCGGCAGUUUACGAUCGAGGUAAGUGCCGGCGGACGGCAGGCGACCGGCGUCGGGAUGACGAAAAAAGCCGCCAAAUGGAACGCGGCCGAAGCGUUGCUGAUCGAGCUGGGCUUCACUCCGUCGGAGGCGAAGGCGGGAGCUCCGUCGGGCGGUGACGGCGCGUCGGCUAACAAGGAAAACCAGUCCGGUGCGGCAAACGAUUCGUCUCCAACCGGGGGUAAGCGGUCGCGCAAAGUGAGGUUCCAGGAGGAUCCAGGCAACAGUGUGCCGACGGCGACGCACAUUACGCCCGCUGUCACGGUUGCAAAUGGCGCAAAUCAAGUGAAAGCUGAAUCGACAAACGAUUCGAUGAACGACAGUAUUGCGUCAAACGACAGCAUGGGAACGAACAGCUCCGGAGUGUCGAGCACAUCAUCGGUGGCACCGAAAGCCGAUAUUGGUGCCAAGAAGGAGCAGCUGCUGUACCUAGCGCAGCUGCUGAAGUUUGAAGUUCAAUUUUCCGACUUCCCCAAGGGCAAUCACGGCGAGUAUCUGACGCUAGUGAUACUGUCCACGGAACCGCCCCAGCUUUGUCACGGCAGCGGCGCCAGUCUGCAAGAGUCGCACGACGAAGCGGCACGCGGAGCGCUGGAAAUUCUGUCCAAGAUCGGACUACACAACGUGAAACCCAAAGCACCGGCGGGUAGCGCACCAGACGAUACUGCCGCCACAACAGCCUAAGUAAGAGCGCCAACUGUGUUGUGCGGCGCCAAUUGUGAGUACGGGACGGGACAUCCGACCAUAACAGUACCGAUGGAGCACAGACAGACAGAGAGGGGAGAAAACAAGGCUGGUCAGUGUAUAUGUAACCGUGUGAUCAUCGUUAUCAAUGUUAACACUAAAUGCAACCGGAUUGCAACGAGCGAAGGGAAACGAGGGGGAAAAAAGGCAAAACAAACGGAAAUCGAAAAAGGAAGCAGCAUUUACCAGUGCAAAGAAAGGGAAACUUUUGCCUCGGAUAACAGCAACGAUUUUGAAUUGCAUGGUGAGCGGCCGGGAACGGAAGCCGACGUUCCUGCCGACGAUGCAGCUUAGCAUGUUUUCAAUUUUCUAGUUUCUUUUUGUUUAUUUGUUACGUUUUGUUUUGUGAUUAUUAUUUCUUUUUUCUGUGCAAACAUUUGCUAUUUAGAGCGAUGCAGGAGAGAAAAGGUCGCACAGAGUGCUGCAAGCUUUUUUGCUAUCCAUUCCGGAGGGUUGCCCGGAAGAAGGCCAGGGGGGUUUUGGUGCAGAGUUGUGGAAUGGGAAAGUGUGGCUUUCUGUUCGUACAUGAUUUCGAUACAGAGUUUGAUUUGGUGUUUCUACUAUGUUUACCAACAUCUUACUUUCAACAAACGACUCCUCCUGCUUGUGGGAAGCAUUUUUCUGUUUUAAACAAAGCUGCAGUACUGUGUGCGAUGAAUUGUUUUGCAGAAGGAAGUGGGAGAAGGCGAGUAAGUGUCUCAAUGCGUGUGAGUGUGAUCAAAGCUACGGCACCCCUGUCAUUGGCGUCUUUCGUGCGGGGACGUAGCGAUGAGGGACGAUCAGGCAGAAUUGAUUACCAUUUACCUAAGUGCAGAGUUUGAAGCGAGAGAAACACACGAAAAGAGCGAACGAACACGACCGGGCGGAAGUGAAACAAAACCCAGUAGUAAGCAGCAAAAUGUGAAAAGUUAGGACGUGUAUGAAGGUUCUUGAAUAACAGUAUAGCGUCGGUAGGAUAGGGCGGGAUAGUGUCGGUCGAUAAUUUUUAACUGAACGCAUGAACGCAGCAGUGGCUUCUCUUAAGGGAGAGCGAACGAUACGACACUACAAGUAUCUGUUGCAUCCGUGGAAGCAGCUUAGAGUAGAGAACAUUUUCAUCGUACAGUUUGAUUCUUGAACGCUGACUGUAGGGCGAACGCUAAACAAAUGGGCGGACAUCGCUAGUCAGCGGAUCAAUGAUUAUUACUUACGAAAUUCCCCUUAAUCGAUGGAUGUGUCGCAGAGAGUGAGGGAGAGAGAGAGAGCGUGUGUGUAGUAGUACUAUUCGUAGUUUGUGUAUUUCAUUUGAUAACCUUCAUCAUUCUGCUUUUCAAUGUGCACGCGGGCGUGGUAGCGCCACACGGACGCCGCACGGUCGUGGAUGUGGCCGCCCGAGCUCAUCCGCUCCCUGCGUGCCGACCGUGGUUGCACCACCACACACGUAGAGGAAUGCAGUAAAAUCCCGAAUAUUACAUUUAUGUGAAAGGAAAGAGCGCCCGGUUUGGAGAGGCGAUCGAGAUUUUACUAGAUUCUGACGCGUACUGCGUAGCGUUCGUGUUCAAUAUUAACUGUGCCGCUUGACUGGAUGGAAAUGGAGGGGGUAGGGAUAUCAGGUCGGUCGAUAUUGAGCGCAAACGUGCUUAAUAACAGAGGUGUGUGUGUGCAUAUAUCUUGUGCAACGUAGCAUAGAGCGCGCAAGCAUUCUGCUGCAACCGUGGAUCUCUUUGCGCUGAUCCGUUGGGAUAUUCGCAAGCGAUCUGCGCGUCGUCGGAAUGCAAGCGACCUCAUGCCAUCGUUGCCGUGCACCGCCUUUAUAAACUUAAGUGUGUUUCUGCUAGUGUUCGUAUACAAGUAUCUGUAACUGUAAGAAAUAAUGUAUUUUUUCGCUAUUCAACCGCAAUUAUGCAGUGCAUCCAACCGUUAUUACAAACAAACCACAUUAAAAACAAUAGCAUCAACCGUAACCACAACAACAACUCCCUUGAAAAGAGAGCUAAAGGGAUCAUUUUUACCUUGCAUACACACACACAGCAACAAAUUCAAUAGACCUCUUACUGGCGAAAGUACUAACAGGAGACAGCAAGUACUGUUCGAAUUUGCACCUAAGUUUGCACCAAACAAGCGAAAACCACAAUAUGAUGAGCAUAAAAAAAAUACAUUUUUUCCAGUCUAUGAACGAAAACGAAUGAUCACGAAGCCGCCCCCCGAUAGGAGAAGAACUAAGGACUAUGGCUAUGGAAACACAUUUUAUUUAUGUUCGCCUUUCGGAGGAGCGGGACGGAACUAUACGGCACGGCAGCAUCCAAUAAGGACUGCACUAGAAUUUAAAUACAUCACUAUUAAGAAAGGCGGCAACAGGAAAGAAAAGGAAGAAGAAGAAGAAAAAACUCCGAUUAGGCAUAUGGUAAUUAAUGUUGGCACGAAACGAUGGAAACUGGAAACAGGCCCGCGCAAGGAAAAACACGAUGUUUAAUUGAGUGCAAACGGAACGUUUUGUUGAUCGUUCUUGGGUGUGUGUGUGUGUGUGUUAGAAUGUCGUAUUUCAUCUAAGGUCCCCCCGUGAGCGAUGUGGAUCAGUUAGUAGUGGAAACGAUGCUUCGAUGUUGAAAUGCGAUGCGGUAAAAGCGCGCCACGGUUCAAAACUCAAAUGCUCUAGGUCACACACGCACGUGCAGCUGUUGCCCGGGGAGGCAUCUCAUUGUGGAAUGAAUUUCAUGCUGUCCUGUAUUUAUUUUAUGUUUUAUAUGCAUUUCAUCUACCGACCGAAACCGCUCCGGUUCAUCGGUUCAUUACAAACUCCCACUGAUUUGUGUAUUUAUUGUGCAAUGCCCUUGUGCGCAUUUGAACAUUUUGUACGAGGGAGUCGCUUGGCCGCCGCAUUUCGCACCGAAAGCAAGCGCACCCAUCAAACCAAGAACGAUCGAUCGAAGUGUGGCUUGUUAGCAAUUUGAAAGCAUCAUUUUCAAAACAUAAACAAACAAAAAAAGAAUCCUAACCCUAGACCGAUGGCAGAUUUGUUGAAUCACUUGUUUAAGAUAUGUUUUUUGUGCCUAGUGAUAGGGCCCACCCAACUAGGUGCAGAGCGAAAGUAUGAAAAGGCAAACGUAAAGAAAAAACCAUUAGACCGAAAAGUGGCUAUGUGACUAUAAGAAACACAUUCUCGUUAAAGUUUGAACCUAACAGCCACCAACCAAAACAUGGAACAUAUUAUUUGCACUUGUUUCAACUGAUUGCAGAAGAAUGCGGCGAAAGCGAGGAAAGGAAAGAAUGGCAAAACUACUCCUCUCGUCAAAAGGCAACAGAAUGUAUUUUAGAAUAUCGAAAAAUCGUUAAAACGUUUUUGAAAAUUUUAAUAGAUCAAAAAGGGAUAAAAAGAAAGCAAGAGAAAGAGAGAGAGAAAAAAAUACCCAUCAGCUAGGGAGAUGAGAAAGCCUAUUUAAAAAUAACGACGAAAGAGAGAGGUCACGUCGAAAGGUCAAUGUUUCCUAGCCGCUAUAUUUUCUUAUCAUCCCUGUUAUAUCCUCAAAAGAAACAGUAACUAAAAACCAUUGGGUUAUUCUUUUUAACCAAAACAACAACAGAGAGAGAGAAUGUAUACAUUUCGCUCAGGUCAUUGUGAGACAACUCUAGAGAGAGAGGUCCUGAUCUGAUCAAAAGGUGGAAACUAGGGCCUGAAACACAACGCUACUUGAGAUGUAAAACGUAAAGAGUUAGACAAGUGAGGCCAUCACAGGAGGGCAUUAGUAGACGCGGAGGCGGCGAACAAGUGGAGAAGAAAGUAUGCGCCAGUGACCACCCCCAGCACGCGAAUGUGCUGGUGCAGGAAAUGUGUGUAGUUGUAGUGUAACGAACUAUGAGAAAACCACCAACUAUCAUCACCAUCAUCAUAUUUGUACGAGAAAACAAACAAAAAUCUAUGGAAUGAAUAAAGAAGCUCUACUCAACGUAA